This is a messenger RNA of Fonsecaea nubica, 3207 nucleotides long. RefSeq lists its product as hypothetical. The coding region runs from base 1 to 3207 and encodes 1068 amino acids. NCBI's taxonomy places the organism in Eukaryota, Fungi, Ascomycota, Eurotiomycetes, Chaetothyriales, Herpotrichiellaceae. The record is from RefSeq and is a predicted model, not a curated record. The transcript has 4 exons.
AUGCUAGACCCGGUCUCAGCGAUCAGUUUGGCCGCGGCAAUAGUGCAGUUUGUCGAUUUCAGCGCCGAAGUCAUUCAAGGUGUACGAGAAGUCAAUGGCUCAAUCUCUGGCGCCACCGAGCGCAAUCGGAGCCUCGAAGUUGUGGUGAGCGAAAUGAGAAAUCUAGUCCUGAAGUUCAGCAAACCGCACCACUCGCAGCAAAGUGAGGAUGAGAAGGCCCUAAAUCGCGUUGCCGAUGAGUGCAGGAUUCUGGCAGAGCAAAUUAUCGGUCUUCUCCAGAAGAUCAAGGCAGGGGAUUCGGACUCAACCCUCCAAGUCGUCUGGGCAGUACUGAAGGAUCGAAAAUAUCAGAGACAAAAGCUGGAACUAGAAGAGAGAUUGGAACGUUGUCGGAACCACCUAGAAUUCCAAUUGAACUAUUUGACCAGUGCUGAGGUGAAGACCAGACUGGAUACACUGGUCAACUCUGCUGAAGGUCUGGCUGAAAAAUUCGAAUUCCUUCGAAAGCAUGUUGAGCAAGUUCGCUGCGGAACCAGUGUUGCGUCCUUCAGCCCCGAGGCUCAAGAACAAAUCCGAAAGCUCGUGCAUCUUCCAGACGACGUACUCCUGGAAAUCAAACAGCAACGCGUUCUAAAAAGCCUCGCCUACAGUGACAUGCAAACAAGAUUUGAAGAAGUCCCCCAAGAACACAGCAAAACCUUCGAAUGGAUCUUUGAGGACACCACCCAAGGAAGCAGCCUAGACAACGACGACUCCAGCCGAGAGUCGUUUGUAGAUUGGUUGUCAUCCGGACGAGGGGUCUUUCACAUAUGCGGAAAACUGGGGUCUGGAAAAAGCACAUUGAUGAAGUUUUUGUGUAAUCACCCUCACACUGAAAGGGAAUUGCAACACUGGGCAGGCGGCCGAAAGCUAAUAUUUGCCAAAUUCUUCUUCUGGAGGGGAGCCAAAUCCGUGGAACAGAAGUCUGUCUCCGGCCUCAUUCGGUCGCUGCUCUACGAGACGCUACGUGCCUGCCCCGAACUCAUCCCCCACGUGUUACCAGGCCUCUGGGCUCAGGCCGAGUCCUCGUCCUGGCAGGCGGACAUGAAGCUCGAUCUCGGAAAAUUGGAGCGCCGAGCAGCAGUCUCCAGCCUCAUCACGCUUCGGAACUUGUACAAGGAGCACUGUUUCUGCUUCUUCAUCGAUGGUCUGGAUGAAUUCGAGAAGACUCCUCAGGACGGCUAUGGAGAUCUGAUCAGGCUGCUUGGCAGCUGGUCCGAGGCUGCACCGGAAGCCGUCAAGAUCUGCGUCUCAAGCAGAGAGGAUCUGGUUUUCAUGGACGCGUUCUCUAGCGAAAGGAGAUUUCGCCUUCAAGAUCUAACAAAGGAGGAUAUUCAACGUUACGUUCGGGAGACUUUACCGAUAGCAGCUCACGAACAAACCGAAGGAUUGAUCGACAAAAUAACUAAAAGGGCUGAUGGGAUCUUUCUUUGGGUGGCUUUGGUGACAAAGUCAAUUCGAGAUCAGUUGGAGGAGGGGUACGAGCUCUCUGUUGUCGAAGAAGAGCUUGACCGGCUUCCGAGCGAGCUGCAAAAGCUCUUUGAGCAUCUCCUCGAGACUAUCAGCCAAUCUCCCGGUUACAAGACAGCUCACCAUACCUUUGCGAUGGUUCUGAAGCUUAGAUAUUACAAGCUCGACCUGAUGUUGCUGGCAUAUUCUUUUCUGGAACAUUACGAAAAGGACCCGAGCUUUGCUAUGGAUGGAUCAUUCCCGUUUUUGAACACAGACGACGUUGGCGGAAGAAGACGAGAAGAUCAUGCACGCAGAAGACUGUACCGAGACUGCAGACACCUUCUGGAAGUGAAGGAAGACGGGGGAACUAUCACCGUCACCCACCGCUCCAUCCUCGAAUUCCUCGAAAGUCAGGCUGUCAAGGACACGAUGAAGUGUGAUCUUGAUGGCUUCAGCACGGAAGAGGCAAUUUCUCAACUCUUCCUUGCGGCGUUGCGGUACAAAAGGGAAAGAUUUCCCGAUAGAUUUUUGAGUCGUGUCGUUUAUAACAUCAUCCUUAUGCGAGACGAAAGUGGCAUCAAUCAAGAACCAUAUCAUUUUCUGGAAGCUCUGAGUGCCGCGGCGUGUCCUGUCGCGAUUCAUGACCCUGGGACCUGUAUGCAGCCACAAGAGCAUAGAUUGAAGAUGAUUUGUUAUGCGCAGGGAGAGUUUUUCGUUAUAACGGCUGGGCCUACGACAUUGGAGCCUUCAACAGGGGAAGACCUCCUCACAUCUCCUGUCUAUGUUUCGGCAUUUGUGGGAGCUUGCCAAUACGUCGCCUGGAAGAUACAACGCGAUCAAACCAUUAUCCAAAAUAGGUCCGAAAUUGCUCUUAUUUUAUGCUGCAUUGAAUCCGGGGGCGUAGCGCCUGAAGCCUUUCGCAGAAGGAUGAGUAUUCUCGAACACCUUCUCACCCGAGGGCUCUCUCCUAACGCCAUCAUACACAAUAGCAUUACGGCGACUUGCUACUACCCUGAAGAUCUGAGUUUCUGGCAGCAUUUCGUCCUGCGGAUUGGACUGUGGAUGGGUUGGUCGGAUGAGACUAAGAAUGUGUUCGGCGAAGUAGUGGAGAGCUUUCUUGCCCAUGAUGCAGACCCUUACGUGUGGAUUUCGAAGGCUUUUCGAAGUCGGGGCCGGAGGAGGAACGAAGGUCUGGAAGUGACUUUCGGAAGAGAGCGAUCUAAGACUAUAUCACUGGAGGACUUCGACCAUUCCGAAGAAUGGUUCCCUCUUUUGGUUGAAACAGGCAAAACGGCUUCGCUCCGAGACAUGGUAGAGUUCUGGAACUUUGAUAACCAGGAGGCGAUCUUGCAGUUACUGGAUGCGAAUGUGCGGCGACGAGAACUGAUGGCGAACGUGGACGACGUGUCAAACGAUCAGCUACCCAAAGACCAGGAGGAAUGUGUGAUAGAAGCUCUGGACACGCCUGGACCUCAGGAGGAAGCGCCAACCACAUCAGCAUCAACCUUGAGAGAUGCGGUCGCGGAGAACCCGACGAUGCAGCCUUCGACCACGAGAGACCUCUGGUGGUUGCUCCAAUGGUCGGUGCGGAGUCAUGUUCUUCCAUUCCUGCUAGGCAUCCUUGUGGCCUGUGCUUUGCCUCGACUGUGGACUCUGCUGACAACACAGUCGAGUAUGAGAGAAGAGGGAAGAGGCGGGGGGAUUUCAGAGCUGUAA